Molecule: messenger RNA, 855 nt
Organism: Micropterus dolomieu (smallmouth bass)
Lineage: Eukaryota; Metazoa; Chordata; Actinopteri; Centrarchiformes; Centrarchidae
Gene: rbp4
Product: retinol binding protein 4, plasma
Exons: 6
Coding region: 104-682 (192 amino acids)
Biological process (GO): retinol transport
Molecular function (GO): retinol transmembrane transporter activity; retinol binding
Source: RefSeq, a predicted model, not a curated record
AUCUCCAGAAGUCAUUAUGCAACACAAACCAGCUGUAUAUAAGGCUGAAACCUGACAGAAAACAAGAGGACCUCUGAGAGCUGUCGACAUUUUGGGAACCAGAAUGCUGCGGUACGUUGUGGCUCUUUGCCUCCUGGCUUUCUCCUGGGCACAGGACUGCCAGGUGUCCAACAUCCAGGUCAUGCAGAACUUUAACAAGACCAGGUAUGCAGGGACAUGGUAUGCCAUAGCAAAGAAGGACCCAGAGGGUUUGUUCUUACUUGACAACAUUGUGGCCCAUUAUACUAUUGAAGACGAUGGCAAAAUGACUGCCAGUGCUAAGGGCAGAGUCAUCAUCCUCAACAACUGGGAAAUGUGUGCCGACAUGUUUGCCACCUUUGAGGAUACCCCCGACCCUGCCAAGUUCAGGAUGAAGUACUGGGGAGCGGCCUCCUACCUGCAGACUGGAAAUGAUGACCAUUGGGUGAUCGACACUGACUACGACAACUACGCCAUCCACUUCUCCUGCAGACUACAAGACUCUGACGGCACUUGCCUAGACAGCUACUCCCUCAUAUUCUCUCGCGAUUCAGCCGGCCUGAGGCCCGAGGACCAGCGAGCCGUCCACCAGAAGAAGACGGACCUCUGCCUGCUGGGCAAAUACCGACGCAUUGCACACAAUGGCUUCUGCGACAGCAGCUGAUCUGUUGACGCUCAGAAAACUUCUUUUUGAAGCACCCCUCUCUGGGACUGCGGGCCCCUCUGCUGGUCUUGGACUGAAUCCCAACAGAGUUCUCUCUAUACUGUCUUUGUCUAUCUGAACAGAUAAAGCAGCCCAUUCUUCUUUAAGAAAUAAACAAGAAAUGGCUAACUAUA